AUGACCCUAAGCAGAAAGAUGUCUUAUUUUGUCCUUGCCUUUUUCUUCAUUUUGGCUCAAUUUCUAUCAGGGUGCCAGGCAGGACUCGAGUAUUCCGAGCCACUUCCAGGAGGUGAGUUUGCUGCUUGUGAGCCCUGCAGGCUCAGCCGGGGUAAAUGCAGGAGGAUGUGCACUGAGGACGAGAAGGUUGUUGGAAACUGCAAGAUGAACUUUUUCUGUUGCCGACGGAAGAUCAGCUGA
Messenger RNA from Ailuropoda melanoleuca (giant panda), 240 nucleotides. Its product is annotated as beta-defensin 105. Gene Ontology annotation, biological process: innate immune response. Bases 1 to 240 code for a protein of 79 amino acids. The record is from RefSeq and is a predicted model, not a curated record. Gene Ontology annotation, cellular component: extracellular region. Lineage: Eukaryota; Metazoa; Chordata; Mammalia; Carnivora; Ursidae. The transcript has 3 exons.